AUGGAGUUCGACGCGCGGCUGCUGCGGCCCGCGGGCGGCUUCGGGCGCCGCGCCCGGCUCCUGGCGGCCGCCACCUGGGCCCCUAACGCGGCGCUGGCGCUGGGCUUCUUCGCGGGGCUGCUGCUGGCGGCGCCGCCCGCCCACCGCUGCCGCCCGGACCCCGCGCUGCUGCCGCCCGCGCUGCGCAACCUGUCGGGCCGGGCGCUGCUCAACGCCUCGGUGCCGCGGGGCGCCGCGGGCUGGAGCCGCUGCCUCCUGUACCGGUACCUGCCCGGCGCCGCGGGGCCCAACCGCACCGGGCCCUGCACCCGCGGCUGGGACUACGAGCUGCCCGCGGCCGGGCUGCGCUCCAGCCUCGUCACCCAGUGGGACCUGGUGUGCUCGGAUCGCUGGAAGGUGCCACUCGAACAGACCACCUACCUGCUGGGCUGGCUCAGCGGCUGCAUUGCGCUCGGCUUGGCCUGCGACAGGUUUGGCCGGCGUGCCACCUUCGUGUUCUCCCUGGUGCUGGCGGUUCCCCUGGGCAUCGGUGUGGCGCUGGCGCUGAAUUACAUGAUGCUGCUGUCGCUGCGGCUCCUCCUUGGUGCUGCGCUGGCUGGCACCUUCCUCUCCCUCUACGUCGCACGGCUGGAGCUGUGCGACCCUCCCCACCGGCUGAUGGUCGUCAUGGUUGCGGGGUUCUUCUGGGUUGCCGGGGAGCUGCUGCUGCCGGGCUUGGCGGUGCUGUGUCGGCAGUGGCGGCUGCUGCAGGGUGCCGUGACGCUGACGCUGGCUCUGCUGGCCACCUGCUGGGGCUGCCCGUCGCUGUUCCCAGAGUCGCCCCGCUGGCUGCUGGCCACGCGGCAGCUGGAGAAGGGCAGGAAGGGUCUGCGGGCCCUUGCUGAGGGCAACGGCGUGAGCCUGGAGGACGAAUUCUACAGCCAGGAGCACCUGUUAGCAGAGCUGGAGUCUGACGGGGUCCCGCUGCCACGCUACCACACCCUCUGCGAGGUCUUCAGCACCCGAGUCAUCUGGAAAAACAGCCUCAUCCUCGGCUUCACGGCGUUCAUCGGCAGCGGGAUCCGGCACUGCUUCACCCGCAACCUGGCUCCCUACUUCCCCCGGUUCUACUUCUCCUACUUCCUGCUGGCGGGGCUGGAGGCCGCGGCCUGCCUCUUCCUGUGCGUCACCGUCAACCGCUUCGGGCGCCGCCCCAUCCUGCUGCUCUGCACCAUCCUGACCGGCAUCGCCUCGCUGCUGCUGCUGGCCCUGACGCAGUAUCUACUGGACUGGAUCAUCCUGACCCUCUCUGUCCUGGGCAUCGCGUACUCGCAAGCUGUCACCAUGCUCAGCAUCUUCUUUGCCAGCGAGGUCCUUCCCACCGUGGUCAGGGGCGCUGGGCUGGGCCUCAUCAUGGCUGCCAGCUUCGUGGGCAAAGCGGCCGGGCCCAUCAUGGACAUCCAGAACAACCGGGGCUUCUUCCUGCACCACGUGGUCUUUGCCUCCUUCGCCAUCCUCUCCGUGCUCAGCAUCAUGCUGCUGCCCGAGAGCAAGGGCAAGGGCCUGCCCGAGUCGCUGCAGGACGGGGAGAGUCAGCGCCGGCCCCCGCUCUUCCGCUCCUCCCGCCGCAGGGACCAGCUGCCUCUGCUCUCGCCCCGCAGCGCCGGCCACGCCCCCGAGGCCCAGGACUACGCCCGCCUCGUCACUGCCACCAAGAAGAUGCUGAGCUCCCACCGGCGUGCCCCCCUGCGGGACAGGCAGCUGCUGCUGGAGCCCGCCCCGGGGGGUGACCCCCAGCAGGAGACGUAGCUGGGCGGGGCUGUCUGUGGGGACUGUGCCCUGCGGGUGGGGGGACAGCACCCAGUGUUAACUGCCCUGGGGCCGCAGGCGUCUCCUGCGCCCAGCGGACUGUCGUUUGUGUGCGGUACCUCCUGGGGCCCAUCGCACGACCGUCUCCGGGCAGCAGCUUCCUUCUGUUAAGUGCCAUGCGCAGCCUCCUACCCGCUGGGCUGCUGCCUCUGCCUUGCCUGGGCCUGCCUCCCUGGGGUGCUUGGAGGCUCCCACACCCCCUGCUGCGUACCAGCCCUGCAGGGAGCGGGGCCUGGAAGAGAGUGUCCCCCACCCCCCUGAGGAGCCUGGCUGGGAAUGGGGGGCUCCUGGCUCAGGGAACGCCAGUCCCUGUGCCUCCUGGCCAGGUGAGCAGCUCACCAAUAAAAUGUGCCUUAUUUCUA
Messenger RNA from Trachemys scripta elegans, 2210 nucleotides. RefSeq names its product solute carrier family 22 member 31 (gene SLC22A31). The record is from RefSeq and is a predicted model, not a curated record. The transcript is spliced from 9 exons. Gene Ontology annotation, cellular component: membrane. Bases 1 to 1788 code for a protein of 595 amino acids. Gene Ontology annotation, molecular function: transmembrane transporter activity. Lineage: Eukaryota; Metazoa; Chordata; Testudines; Emydidae. Gene Ontology annotation, biological process: transmembrane transport.